CGUAAGCUGAUCGUUAAUUGUAUUGUAGGUACUGAGGCGUUGAUUAUGAAUCAGCCGACAAUGUUGAGAGUAAGCAUUUUGCUUUGUGUUUGUGUUUAUGUUUCUCUCGCUACUGAUUGCCGAAUAUAUCUGCGUAGUAAUGCUACACACGAAAAGUCACCACUGUUACUCAAAUCAAAAGGAGCAGUUUAUAAUUUACUAGAGCCAGAAGGAACAUAUUUUAAACUAAAAGAAGGAGAAAACAUUGUGAUUGGUUGUUCCAAUGUUAAAAAUGAGAUAGCUGAGCUGAAGGAGCAUCUUGCAAACAUUACUUGUGUGAAACAUCAGGAAUUCGAAGUAAAAGGCCUGAAAAAGCAACUUAAUCAGCUGAACUGUUCAUCAAGUAUUUCUAGUGCGAUCAAAGCACAGAAUCGUCCUUGUGCAGGGGGAACAGGUGCCUUAUUUGAUGUUGGAUUUGAAGUUCUCGGAAUACCAUUCGUUAAAUUCUUCCAGUCUUGUUACAGCUUGGAAAAAUCUUCAGUGAUCUACACGGACCACGACAUCCUCGGACGUUCGAUUAAUGAUGGUCAAAUAAACAAUGAUCGCCCGGCAUUCAAAGUUGGUGGAUUGAACAGUAAAGUGCGGUUCUCUUCAGUCUACACACAAAACGCUCAGAAAGAAAGAUUGGCGCAGCUACUGGGAUCAAACACACUCGCAGAAAAAUACAUUUCUUCAUCAUCUUUUUUUGCCAAAGGUCAUCUUACGCCGGAUGGCGAUAGUGUGCUGAAUUCCUGGGCAGGAGCAACGUACUUCUAUAUUAAUGCAGCUCCCGAGUGGCAGAUAAUCAACGUGGGAAACUGGGUUCGGGUAGAGAAUGCCGCUCGGAGCAUUGCAGCCAAGCUAAACGACACCGUGAAAGUAUUUACUGGAGUGUACGACAUUUUGACCCUUCCAGAUGUCAACGGUCGGAUGGUUCCAAUAACACUGGCGGAAAACUCUCAGCUUGAGGCACCCAAGUGGUUCUGGAAGGUUUUGUUCCACGCGGCGUCGAACUCGGCGAUUGCUCUGAUUACUCUGAAUAACCCCUACGCUUCGAGUGGGGAAUAUCUAUGCAAUGAUGUUUGCAAUCGAUACGGUUGGGGCCAGAAGGAGUUCCAGGAUCUGCGGAAAGGGUUUACCUACUGCUGCACCGUACAAGAGCUCAGGAAAGCAAUCAAAUUCAUUCCUACAAAAGCAGACGCUUCCAACAUUCUCCGAUUUAAUUAAAUUGUUGUUUCAUCUAUGCAUCCUAUAUAGCUUCGGAAAAGAAAACAGGCGUGUAUGUGAUACCGACGAAUGAGUUGAAUAAGAUCGGCCUUGCAGGUGGUAAAUAAGUAAAGAAUGUCAUUGACCGAUAGCAUUCGUUAGCUGUUUGAUAAAUGAAAUGAAAAUGUGUCUUUGGUUCCGAUUUUCCGAGUUUAGCAUGUUGAAAAUUUAAUUCAGUUAGUACAAAAAUAAAUUAAUUGAAACCGCAGCAAAUUCGUUCAACAAGACAAUUAUGAUUAUGUCGCCGCUCUCUUUAGUAUUUUUGUUUCAAUUGAAAAUUUGAAGUAGUGUUUAAUAGUUUAUUUGUUAAACUCUCGGAAAAAUACGUUCACCAACUAGGGCAAAAACGCUCGCUUCUAGAAUCUCUGAUGAAAGUAAUUUAAAACAACAUUUAAGAAACAAAAUAUAUUGCUUUUUUGUGCUUGAUUAA
Malaya genurostris is the source of this 1714-nucleotide messenger RNA. RefSeq lists its product as uncharacterized. The coding region runs from base 46 to 1245 and encodes 399 amino acids. Gene Ontology annotation, molecular function: single-stranded DNA endonuclease activity; RNA endonuclease activity; nucleic acid binding. Gene Ontology annotation, cellular component: nucleus; mitochondrial inner membrane. The record is from RefSeq and is a predicted model, not a curated record. The transcript has 5 exons. Lineage: Eukaryota; Metazoa; Arthropoda; Insecta; Diptera; Culicidae. Gene Ontology annotation, biological process: apoptotic DNA fragmentation.